Helobdella robusta is the source of this 2712-nucleotide messenger RNA. RefSeq lists its product as hypothetical. The coding region runs from base 1 to 2712 and encodes 903 amino acids. The record is from RefSeq and is a predicted model, not a curated record. The transcript has 14 exons. NCBI's taxonomy places the organism in Eukaryota, Metazoa, Annelida, Clitellata, Rhynchobdellida, Glossiphoniidae.
AUGGAGUGUUUCAAACCAAGAUCUCCGACAGAUACAGAUGAAAGGAGCCAUGCUAAACAAACAGCCGAUGUCAGAGAUCCAGGCAUCUUAGAAGUCCUUCUGGAGAUAGGGAAAUUCUACAAUGUUGAUCUGUUCCAGAGAGGAUACUACCAGCUGAGAACUACUCUUAAAUUAAAUCCAAAAAUAUCCUCAAGCGUUGAGAUCAGACAUAAAAUUAAAUGCAAAGGUAGUGAGUUCAAGCCGAGCACGAGUAGCAACGUGGCUCGUACGAAGACCUUUCAAAUCCUCUACAGGAAGGAAGAUGUGGAUAUAUUCGAUGCCUUCCUCUUCAAAGUCGAACUGCUCGUGGAUAUUUUAAAAAUGGAAGAUGUUUUUAGAGACUUAGAUAUGCAAUUCGUGGUUGAAAUGUGGUUCACAGAAGACGACGUUGUUUCAGACCACUCAGACAAAUUCCAGCAGCUCUGUCAGAGGUCAAUCAAGUUGAACUUUGACCCGCUGAAAGGUCUGCACGGUAACCUGCCCUUGAUAUUCGAUUACUUUCACUUGUCUGCUGUCAAUCUGUCUGUUCACGCGAGUCUCGUGGCCUUCAAACAAUCCAAAGCCAUUGGCGCGGCAUUAGCACAGCCAUCGUCGUCGUCUUCAUCAUCAUCCAUUCCUUCAUCUUCAUCAUCAUCGUCCAAUUACGCCUCUCUUGAUUUGAGUGUUCUAGAAUUCGCUUUGUUUGGCCCGCCACUACAACCUAAUUCAUCCAAUAAGAAUAUAGCUCAAGUGCAAAAAACAAGACGUGUUAUUGCCUGCCAGAAGCAUCAUCUUAUGUGCAGGUAUUUGUUGUCGGCGUACGAGAGCAUCCAAUCUUCAUUUGAGUUGCUGGUCACUUGUCUUCCUCCUCACAAACAAAUUGCCAUUGAGAAUAUUGAUUGUGUGUCGAAAAUGGAAGAGUUGGUUCUUAAAUGCGAGAAUCUUUCAGAAAUGGUUGAUGCGGAGGAAGAGGACAUUCUGCAAAUAGUUUACUCCGACAUCACUAACCUGAACACGCAGCUUUCCAUACUCUGGGUCCAAUACCUGGAGUUGGUUUUCUUCAAUAGACCGAUAGCCUACAAGCUGGCUAAAAGUUAUCAUUCACAUAGAGUGAAAAGAUUCUCAGAGGCAUUCUUCCUUCAGGAGUUUCCGAAAAGUGAAGUGCUCAACUGCUUUGACGCCAACCAACAUAGACAUUCAGACAUCUCAACACGUGUCCGCCUGUCCGAGUACUUCAAAACGAUACCCCCCUUACCUUUCGAAUGCUCGGAAAUGGACGGCGACCACCUCUCUCUGCCCAUCAUAUUCGAAGACGUCUUCGGCAGCAGCGGCAUCAGCGACGGCCACAACGCUCUGAUUGUUGCGUCAACGAAAGAUAAUGCUGGCCAGCAACAAAACGUCUCGGUGGGUGGUGUGAAGAGGACCCCCACCGUGAACAGGUGGGCCCAGAGGAACAACUCCCUCAAGAAUGCCAACAAGUGUGUCGUUUCAAAUGUUGCGAAGAGUAACAGCAAUGAUAAUGUCACUUCCAGCAGCAACAACAACGUCACCGUCGAUGGCGCUAACAUUAACAACAACAACAAUAAUAAUAAUAAUAACAACAACAAUAAUAAUAAUAAUAGCGCGAACAAUAAAGCCGUAAAAGCGGGAAUAGUUUAUGUUAGCGAAGUUAACGUUGCGUUGAACAGCAGCUCAUCAAACUACUUGCCACUUUCAUCCGCUACAGCUGCAUCAUCUACCAUCAUGACGUCAUCAACAGCAGCAAUUGCAACAUCGCGAAGUAGAAAAACAUCGGACACGCCAUCUUCGACGGGCUCACUGGACUCCAACAACUUUUUGGCGUCGUCGGCAACGAAACAGCAACAACGACACAAAUCGAGGAUCAGCAAAUUCCGUCCUGAAUCACUUCUGCUGAUGUCGUCUGGUAGCAGUUGGCAGCAGCAACAGCAGCUUAUUUCGAAUGGCCUUGAUUUUAAAGGUCACCAAGUUGCUUACGACGCUAAUGAUUGCAUGCUGGUUGGGUACAAAAGAUUCAACGCCAAUCAAAAUAUAACCACACCUCCAAUUGAACUUGGCACUUUUAAUAAAGGAGGCUCAUUUGAAUGUUUAGACGAUGGUGUUACUAAAAUAUCAAGCAACUUUAAUAAUAUGACUAUGCAACACACAGCAACUGAUCCUUCAAUAGACAACCACAAGCCAACUACAACAUCAUGCAUCCCUUCAAGUUCAGCAAACACAUCCUCUCCACAGAAACAACAAAUAUCGAUGACGUCAGAAAAACAGCAGCAGCUGCAGCAGCAGCAACAAAAUUACUCGACAUCAUCCUCAACAAAAACGCAACGACAAAAACAGAGCCAACUACAGCAGCAGCAUUCCCAACAAUCAUCGUGCUUCCUGUUCAGCGCUACAUCAUUACCGACACUGAAUGAUGAGGAAGAUGACGUCACUGACAACAUAACCACGCCAAUUUUAAACUCUCAAUGCCUAUUGGCUGGCGGGACUGGGGGUGGCUCCCUGCCUGAACUGAUCGGGGGCAUUGCAAAGGGGAGUUCAGAAAGUUCUGGCAUUUCAAGGGGGUCUGUCUGCGUGUGUUUUGAUGCGCUGAUCCCAAAUGUCACAUCCACUUUAAUCAGUCACGGUCUACUUUCCACUGAAAAGGAAAGAAACGAAUCGAUGUUACCAUCGAUAAGUUAA